AUGGACGCUCUCUUGAACGACCUAGUUGACCAGGCCAAGUCGAGGUUCGAGGGCAAGAUCGAUUUCAAUGGUCAGAAGCAAGCUGAGCGGUACCUCCAAGUGCUGCUCAUCUCCUUCGGCGUGAUCGCGUUCCUUGUCGGCUUCACUCUGCAGAACCUGUUGCUAACCUUUGGUAUCUUUGCCGGUGGCUUACUUGUCUCGCUGCUUGUGAGCACUGUCCGAUUGCCGCCGGCUAAAGCUGAUCUCUCGCAUUCAGGCGAUCGUACCGGCAUGGCCGAUGUACAAUCAGCAUCCGAUCUCAUGGCUGCCCUUGCCCGAGGAGGAGAUCAGGAAGACUCAAUAGCCAGGGCCGAUCAGGCCAGCGGACGUAAAGACUGGGCAUGCUAG
This is a messenger RNA of Mixia osmundae IAM 14324, 387 nucleotides long. RefSeq lists its product as uncharacterized. Gene Ontology annotation, cellular component: signal peptidase complex; endoplasmic reticulum membrane. The coding region runs from base 1 to 387 and encodes 128 amino acids. The record is from RefSeq and is a predicted model, not a curated record. Lineage: Eukaryota; Fungi; Basidiomycota; Mixiomycetes; Mixiales; Mixiaceae. Gene Ontology annotation, biological process: protein targeting to ER. The transcript has 3 exons.